AUGGCCAGAUCAUCGCACCGCGCUUUAGUUAGCCUUCUCUUCGUUACACUCACAUUAUUAUCCUCAACCUCUAGAGUCGCCACCGGUCAGGAUGCGGAGAACACAGAUGACUUACGAACACCAGGCGAUGGCGAAGUUUGGCGAAGCGGCGGCGACACGAAGCAUCGUCGCGCGUACCCGGUAAUACAGCCAGACACGAAGCACACCAAGCUCAAGGUGUCUCAGGAGGGCCUCAGCGUGAUCAGAAGCAUCAAGAAUCCCAUCGCCAUCGUUGCGGUGAUUGGGCCGUACAGAUCAGGCAAAUCUUUUCUGCUUAACCAGUUGCUUACACUCACGUGCGAUGAAGGGUUCGGGGUGGGGCAUGCACGCGACACCAAGACCAAGGGCAUAUGGGUGUGGGGCGACCCCAUGGAGAUGCAGGUGAACGGGCAGACCACAUCGGUGCUCUUUCUUGACACCGAGGGCUUUGAGAGCGUCGGCAAGUCCUCCGUCUACGAUGACAGGAUAUUUGCCCUCGCUACAGUGUUAAGCUCAGUGAAGGAGGCGGAUAUAGCCAAGCUGUCAUUCGCUGUUGAACUGGCAGAAGAGUUCUAUGGCAGGUGGGUGGAGGUGAAGGAGGCGGAUAUAGCGAAGCUGUCCAUUGCUGUUGAGCUAGCAGAAGAGUUCUAUGGCAGGUGGGUGGGAAAGCCAGGGUGGGGGAUGAGUGGGGAAAGGGUAAAGGGGGAUGGGGGAGGGGAGGGACAAGCGUGCAGGGGUCGAGACGAGGUGUUCACACCAGCCAAGCUGCUAUGGCUCAUCCAAAGAGACUUUCUAGAGGGUAAGACGGUGCAGGAGAUGGUGCGGGGGGCACUGCAGCCGGUGCCAAACCCAGAGGGAGACAAGGACGUGGAUCAAGUGAACCUCAUCCGCCAGUCGCUCAACCUCAUGGCCGCCAACAGCACUGCCUUCGGGCUGACCCAGCCGCACCUGGCAAGGACGCGGCUGUGCGAGCUGUCAGAUGACGAGCUCGACCCCAAGUACGUGCGACAGCGCAACCAGCUGCGGCAGCUGGUGGCAUCACUGGUGCAGCCCAAGAUAGUGUCAGGGAGGCCAGUUACUGGAGAGGAGUUUGCAGACCUGCUAGAGAAGACUCUGAACGCACUCAACAAAGGGCACAUCCCAACAGCCGGCUCCGUGGUCGAUGCAUUCAACCGGGCAGUGCAGGACAAGUGCCUCGCGCUCUACCACCAGGCCAUGCGCCACCUGCUCCUGCCAGCAGACGAGGUGGUGCUGGUCGCGGCUCACCGCAACGCCAGUGGCGAAGCCGUGGCGGCAUUUGAGAGGGAGAGGUUUGGAGGGAAGAGUGUGGAGGACGCAGUUCGACCUCUGAAGGAUGAGCUGAGAGAGGAGCUGGUGAAGCUGAAGCGCGAGAACGAGUUUGCAUCGGCCAAGGCAUGUGAGGGCGCGCACAGGGGGUGUGAGGAGGAGUUAGACGCUCUAGCCAACAUGCGCCUGCCAUCAGUGGCCAAGUUCGAUGCCCGCCUGGAAGCAUGCAACCACACCGUGGAGCAUGCCUGUCGCGGGCCCAGCAAGUCAGCCUACCGGGACCGGCUGAAGAAGACCUGGACUCGAGAGCGGUCCCAGUUUCUCAAGGAGUACAACCAGCGCCUCUUCAACUGGCUGGUCAUCGGCUCGCUCGUGCUCGUUGUGGUGGGGCGCUUCAUGGUCAAGUGGGUGGUCGUCGAGGUGCUCGCGUGGGCGCUCUUUGUGUUCCUCGAGACCUACACGCGCAUCUUCUGGUCCUUUGACUCGCUCUAUCUCAACCCUGCCUGGCGCACCUUUGUCAACAUCUGGGAGGCUGUUGUGUACAACCCCUUUAUCGACCUCGACCUGUGGUCCGUGCCGCUGCUGUGGGUGUUGCUCAUCCUCAUCAUCAUGUGUCGCUGCUACCGCUGUCGCAAGCGACCGCACACCCCUCUCCUCCCCACACACCACGACACGUUACACACGCGUAGAUCAGAGUAA
This is a messenger RNA of Closterium sp. Naga37s-1, 2004 nucleotides long. The record is from the annotation of a GenBank genome assembly. Lineage: Eukaryota; Viridiplantae; Streptophyta; Zygnematophyceae; Desmidiales; Closteriaceae.